CUGUUUGCUCUUUUGAGAAAUGGAUUUCAGUGCAGAAUUCUGCUGGAGCAGCACUAUUUACUGAUUCAUUUUGAAAAAAUGUUUUCCCAUGACAGUAUCCCAUUUUCUUUUUCUAGUUUGUAUGUUUUACUCCUAAAUUGCCAACGAUGGAACCCAGCGUUUCCGUAUAGUAGGACCUAUAAUUAUACGACUGCUCCGGGGACCGGAUUAGAACCUCCGAAGGUCAGAAUGGUUUUCUUUGUCAGAAGAAUGAGAGAAGCAGUAAAUUGUAACAGCCAAUGCAAUUACUGAUCACUAAUUAAUGAGGCAAAGGCACAUCAGCCACAGUGAUAUCUGGAAAGAGUUUUAGUAGAAAAACCCAGGUUUGUGUUUCUGGCACAAAUAUGCCUGAAAACGAGGCAAGCUUGAGACAAGCUAAGACGCCUUUUAUACAUUUUUGGUGCACCCCUUGCCUCCAUCCUUAGUCUUCAUUUAGAGGCAAAGAGAUGACCUGGAGCAGGAGGAGAAGUAAGAGGGGUAAGUUACUGCCUCCAUGAUCCCUCCAUACAGUGACUGUAGAGCUGAAAUAUUCACACCCACUAAAAAUAUCCCUUUCAGCAAAUGGGAUCCACCAGUUACAACAUUAUCCAGCCUUUCCCAAUUGCCCAAUAUACCAACCACAUGAGGCUGAUGUUCUCAUACAAAGACCCCACGUUGGGGCAGGGUCUGGGAAGUGUUGCUCUAGAUUAGCAGCAGUUCAGUGGUCUAUUGAGAUACCCUCCUCCUCUGCAACGCCUGCAAUUCCAAGCUCUUUCUCAUACAUUCCAUGUUAAGCCUAUAAGCCCUGAGUUUGCGAAGCUUUCACAUUCAAGAGGCUUCUUCACAUUUAUCAUUUAAUGAAUUUGCUGCUAUUUUUACUCUGUAGCUUUUUAUAGACGUGAUGGAGGCUAUUUUGUGUUCUUGCUUUAUGGGUUGACUUAAUAGAAAUAGUGGAAUUAUCUAUUAUUCUGCCGUCAAGAUACCAGCAUCUAUAUAUAUAUAUAUAUAUAUACAGUAUAUAUUUCCUGGUUUGUGGUGCCUGUUUAAGUUCUGCAUGUUACAGUGUUAGUGCCAGACAGUUCUGACACAAAGAUAAAUACUUUAAUGUUUAUCCCUCUAUAAUUUACCAAACAGACACUUAAUCAUAUGGGUAAACGUAUCUAGGAACCAGACUACCCAACAUCUCGUUCCUACCAGCAACAUUGUUUCCAUUCGAGAGUAUUAGUGAGGUUGGGCACUGAUGGUGGGGGUCAGACCUGGCUCACAGUAGGGGGUUCCCACUCAUCCCACAGGGGUUCAGUUGGGUUGAGGUCAGGGCUCUGUGCAGGACAGUCAAGUUCUUCCACUCACAUCUCUGCAAGCUCAUCCUGUAGGAACCUGUUUUCAUGUACAAAUGAAUAACAUGAACUACUUUCUAUAGACACCAACUUAUACUUGGUAUAUCUUUCUAGAGUCACCAACUUACACCCAGGACUCCUCUCACUAAGCACCAAUGCUUGGUAUGACUCUUCUCGCCUACCAAUAUAACUCCAGGGACACCUCCCUAUGAACACCAGCUUAUACUUGGCAUUCCUCUCUAGUGCCACCAACAUACACCAGGGACUCCUUUCUAUAGACACCAGCUUUUACUUCAUAUGCCUCUCUAGAGCCACAAACUUACACCAGGGGUUCCUCUCUAUAGACCCCCAACUUAUACUUGCCAUUCCUCUCUAGCACCACCAACUUACACCAGGGGCUCCUCUCCAUAGCCCCCCCAACAUAUACUUGGCAUUCCUCUCUAGAGCUACCAACUUACACCAGGGGCUCCUCUCCAUAGCCCCCCCAACAUAUACUUGGCUAUUCCUCUCUAGAGCUACCAACUUACACCAGGGCUUCUCUCCAUAGACCCCAACAUAUACUUGGCAUUCCUCUCUAGUGCCACCAACUUACACCAGGGACUCCUCUCUAUAGACACCAGCUUAUACUUGGCAUUCCUCUCUAGUGCCACCAACUUACAGCCAGGACUCCUCCCCAAAAACCCAUUUAUACUUGGCAUGGCUCUUUUCACCUACCAAUAUAUCUCCAGGGACUCCUCUCUAUAGACCCCAACUUAUACUUGGCAUGCCUCUCUAGAGCCACCCAGGUACACCUGGGACACCUCUCUUUCCAGAUGCCAUCAUACAUGUGGAAUGUAGAGUCACUAUCUUUUCUUAGUCUAGUGUUUUUUCAUUUUAAAAAAGAGAAUCUUCUCUCCAGACACAAGGAUAAACUAUGGAGGCCUCUCUUCAUCGUCUGUGAUUAUAGGAGGUGUCUGAUGCGUCUCCUUCUCAUCAUGCUCCAUAGCUUGAGGCUUCCUGCUCGGCUGCAGUCCAUGUGAUUCCCUUGUGCUUUCAUUCCAAUGACACAGAAUUAAUUGUUUAUUAAAGCCACCCCCCUAUGUUCAUGCUAAAACCCCAGUCCUCCCACUCCCAUCAUUCACAGUGCUACCCCCCACCAUGGACGUAAAGAGAAGUUUCUAUCGCUACUUCUGCUGCUGCUGCAGUGAGGAACAGCCAGAGAAAAAGCCACUGAUCAGUGACACUUUACUCUAUUUUGACCGGGAAGUGAAGCGCAGACGAGCCGAAGAGGCCAAUCUUUGGAAUGAGCCCCAGGACGUGUCGCACACGGAGAGGGAUGAUGAUCGUGACCUGUACAAUCUGCUACAGAAACGGGCAAAGACUCGCCGGGGGUCAGAGGGUUACCGAAGGCUGAGUUUUGACAUCAGUGCCCACCGACAGGUACGCAAGGAUGUGAAGGACCGAUGGAGGGUGCUGCUUGAAAACCUGGGAUUCAGGAAUGAAGCCGAUUCCCUCCUCACUGUCACCUCCAACACUUCCUACAAGAGCCUACGAAAUCCAGCCGAGGCACGGCACCUGCUCAGCUUACUAGCCCAGGAGACCAGCAUCUUUGAGCAGCAGAACACCCCGCCCGAGAGAUAUCUCUUUGUUCUGGACCGUCUCAUAGUCCUUGAUAUGGGGACAGAGUUUGUGUCUAUCGCAAGGCGUUUUUAUCCCCCCGAGAUGGAAGAGACCAGCGAAAAGGACACAGUAGAACCCGGUACUGCUGUCCUAGUCAGUCCUUGUGCCGAAGAACCUGGAGAUGGUGGUGAGAAAGAGGAGUCAUCUGUAGAAGUGGACGAAGACAGCUUCAUGGUGAAUCUUCUGGAAUAACAACACACAGACCUUCCUGAACAUAUUUCUUCUUGGAACCCUAGUUCAUCCACAGUAUUAUUCCCGUUCUAGUUCCUUGUCUCAGUUGGCUUUGUUUCUACCCAAACAUCACCAUGUCCUUUCAAUCCUGUGCCCAGUCCAUUGACUCUUCUCUCCUUGAAUGCCUGCACCCAACCUCCUGCUUACAUACAACCAUCUUGUGUCUAAUACAAUCAUUUUGGGUUUAGGUCCAUCAUGUUUACAUGGUCAAAAACUAGGGAGCAUGGUGGCAUUUCUGUUUGUGAUGACUAUCAAUAGGCAACUCCCAACUGGAGCAAUAGCAUCAUAUUCUUAUAUAUAUUGCUUAGUUGAUUUUUGGGGAGACUAAGCCUCCCUAAACCCUUCCUAGUCUCUUUGUAUCGUCUUAACAUUAAGUCUCCUGUAGUUCCAAGAAUAUCCAGGACAGUAAAUAAGUGCUCAUGCUCAAUUGUCAUGCAAAUGUAUCAAUAGUCUGCCCCCUUCUGUUCACCUACAUUGGUUCUUGCUUAAUAGGCCGACCCCACAGUUUCACAGCCAUUAGUCUAUUUUCUACACUCCAGUCCUCUAGUUUGUGCCUGAAUGGAUUGUAGUUCAGAAAAUAUAGAGUAACCAGAGGAGGUCAUGGUCUUUCCAUCUGUGGAGACCUAUAGGUCAAACUGCCCUUUAUUUGAUCAAAAAGGGGGAGUUCCAGAAUGUUCUUCCUUAAGUCAGUUUUUCCAAGUGUCCUGUCCACGGGAGAUUGGCCCAUAGGUUUUUCGGGGAUACCCAACACAAUGAACCCCAUGGCUCAGCCAAUAGAGCUGACACUAAGGUCAAGCAAAUUCUCUUUGAAUUCAAAUAUACACAAUUGUAUUAAUAUCUUAACUAAUUAAAAAAUAAAUACCCUCAUCUACACUGUGACUAAGCAGCAUAUUUACUGGACAUGGGGAAAUUCCACCAAAUCUAAAACGUGUGCAUAUGAUCAAUAAACAAAUCUGAAAUUGA
Xenopus laevis (African clawed frog) is the source of this 4208-nucleotide messenger RNA. Its product is annotated as melanoregulin. The record is from RefSeq and is a predicted model, not a curated record. Lineage: Eukaryota; Metazoa; Chordata; Amphibia; Anura; Pipidae. The coding region runs from base 2493 to 3206 and encodes 237 amino acids. The transcript is spliced from 5 exons.